Messenger RNA from Diceros bicornis minor, 415 nucleotides. Its product is annotated as thymosin beta-10-like. Gene Ontology annotation, cellular component: cytoplasm. Gene Ontology annotation, molecular function: actin monomer binding. The transcript has a single exon. The record is from RefSeq and is a predicted model, not a curated record. Lineage: Eukaryota; Metazoa; Chordata; Mammalia; Perissodactyla; Rhinocerotidae. The coding region runs from base 19 to 153 and encodes 44 amino acids. Gene Ontology annotation, biological process: actin filament organization; regulation of cell migration.
CAGGAUUGUUUUAAGAAAAUGGCAGACAAGCCGGACAUGGGGGAAAUCGCCAGCUUCGAUAAGGCGAAGCUGAAGAAAACGGAGACGCAGGAGAUGAAUACCCUGCCGACCAAAGAGACCAUUGAGCAGGAGAAGCGGAGUGAAAUUUCCUAAGAACCUGGAGGAUUCCCCAACCCCGUCAUUUUCGAGACCCUGGUGGUGAUGUGGAGGGAGAGCCACCUGCAAGAUGGACACGAGCGACAAGUUGCACUGUAAACCCGGGCACACCGUGCCGAUGCCACCAGCCUGUGGGUCUCUAGGGACCCCCCAAUCGGACUGCCAAAUUCUCCGGUUUGCCCUGGGAUAUUAUAGAAAAUUAUUUGUAUGAUUAAUGAAAAUAAAACACACCUCGUGGCAAAAAAAAAAAAAAAAAAAA